ACUGGAUCGACCACACCCCCUCUCCUUCGAGCAAGUGGGAUGAAAUCAAAACAAAACAAGACUGACAUCGAUUUUUCCGGAGUUUCCCAAACAAAUGGCCUGGUAAAUGUUCCACUUUGAUCCAAGAUAUGGAAAAUAAACUGGUGGAACUGGAAAUGGGUGAAGUGGAGAACGUCAGGGUGGUGGUCCGCGUGAGGCCGAUGAACGAGAAGGAAACGACGUCGGCUUUCAAGAGCAUCGUGAACGCCGACUCUGUCAGCAACAACAUCACUGUCACCAACCCGAACGCUCAAGCUGGAGAGCCUCCCAAAUCGUUCACCUUUGACCUGGUCUUUGGCCCAGACUCUAAACAAUUUGAUAUUUACAACCAGACGGCGCGUCCGAUAAUCGAAAAAGUGCUGGAGGGCUACAACGGCACCAUUUUCGCGUAUGGGCAGACUGGCACGGGCAAAACCUUCACGAUGGAGGGCAACAGGAAGGUGCCGGAGAUGAACGGCAUCAUUCCCAACUCGUUCGCCCACAUUUUCGGCCACAUCUCCAAAGCUGGGGACAACGUCAAAUUCCUCGUUAGAGUGUCCUACUUGGAAAUUUACAAUGAGGAAGUGCGUGACCUGCUGUCCAGCGACCAGUCGGCCAGACUUGAAGUGAAGGAGCGUCCUGACCUCGGCGUCUACGUCAAAGACCUUACGACGAUAAUGGUUAAUGACACCGACCACAUGGACAAGAUCAUGACUCACGGGAACAAAAACCGAGUCGUUGGCUCGACAAACAUGAACUCGCACAGCUCAAGGUCGCACGCAAUUUUUUCCAUCACGGUCGAGUCAAGUGAGGAAGGCGAUGACGGCCAGCAGCACGUGAAAAUGGGCAAACUCCACCUAGUCGAUUUAGCCGGUUCCGAGCGGCAGAGCAAGACCGGCGCCACCGGCCAGAGGCUUAAGGAGGCGACCAAAAUCAACCUGUCCCUCUCUACGUUGGGAAACGUCAUUUCAGCGCUGGUCGACGGCAAAAGCACGCACAUUCCGUACAGAAAUUCUAAGCUCACGCGACUUCUGCAAGACUCCCUCGGCGGAAAUGCUAAAACUGUGAUGUGUGCAAAUGUGGGUCCAGCCGAUUACAACUACGAGGAGACGGUAAGCACGCUGCGCUACGCGAACCGGGCCAAGAACAUCAAGAACUGCGCCAGGAUCAAUGAAGAUCCGAAAGACGCGCUUCUACGGAUGUGUCAGAAGGAGAUCGAGGAUUUACGCAAACAGCUUCAGGAGGACGGUUUCUCCAGCGACUCGGAUGGGGAUGAAGGAGAGAAGAAGAAGUUGAAGCGAAGAGAUGGCCUUCACAAAAUUCAAGAAUCUGGCGAGUGGGCUGCCGAAAUGCAGGCGAGGAUCGAUGCAAACAGACAAGCGCUGGCUGAAAAGAACCUGACUGAAGAUGAACGAAAGACGUUAGCUGCAGAGGCGGAUAAGUACGAAGCCGAGCUCAAGAAAACUCAGGGUGAACAGACGACGCUGAAGGAGAAGCUUUUCAACCUUGAGCGGAAGAUUCACGUCGGCGGCGAGAAUCUGCUGGAGAAGGCGGAGGUGCAGGAGAAGCUGCUGGCAGCCGCGGCCAGCGAGCUAGAGGAGCGCAAGAAACACGAGCUGCGUCUGCGGCAGGCGCUGGAGCAGAAGGAGGCCGAGCGGCUGGACAUCGAGGAACGCUACUCGAGUCUGCAGGAGGAGGCGGCCGGCAAGCAGAAGAAGCUGAAGAAGGUGUGGAGUCUGCUGCAGGGCGUCCGCGCCGAAACCGCCGACGUCCAGCAGGACCACCAGCGUGAGAUGGAGGGCCUCCUCGACAACGUCCGACAGCUGAAUAGGGAGCUGCGCCUCCAGUCGCUCAUCAUCGACACUUACAUUCCGCCAGAAUACCAGAUGAUGAUUGAAAGAUUUGUCCACUGGAACGAAGACAUAGGCGAGUGGCAGCUGCGUUGCGUCGCUUACACCGGGAACAACAUGCGGAAGCAAAUUCCCUUCAACGAAACCUCUCACGAGAAUGAUCUCAUGGAACCAAACCUGUCUAGUCUUUAUCUAAGCUACUCAACGGACCGCGUGACCCACGACCGGGAGUCGGGUGCGCGCAGGAGGAGCACCAAGUCGGCGGUCAGUCGUUCGGCGCACUCCUCGGUUCUCCAACAGGAGCAGCAGCCUCAAGUUUCUUCGUCCAGCAGCGCUAGGCCCAAGACUUCGCGCCGUUAGAACCUGUUAUAUGCACAUUUUGCUAAUAUUUUUUUAACACUUUUUGUGUUGCAAGUAGUCACAAUUACUGUUGCUCACCAAACUUAAAAAUCAAACUGGAAAAUCUGAUUUUCUUGCGUAGCGAUUGAGUGAUCAUAUCGAAGUAUUUAUUGUAUUAAUUUAUGACGUGUCCCAAAUAAAAUUUUUGCGGUGCUAAUCAAUUUAAUUGA
Messenger RNA from Cloeon dipterum, 2437 nucleotides. It is a transcript of the gene Klp64D, whose product is annotated as kinesin-like protein 64D. The transcript is spliced from 12 exons. The coding region runs from base 129 to 2228 and encodes 699 amino acids. NCBI's taxonomy places the organism in Eukaryota, Metazoa, Arthropoda, Insecta, Ephemeroptera, Baetidae. Gene Ontology annotation, cellular component: microtubule. The record is from RefSeq and is a predicted model, not a curated record. Gene Ontology annotation, molecular function: microtubule binding; microtubule motor activity; ATP binding. Gene Ontology annotation, biological process: microtubule-based movement; mitotic cell cycle.